ACGGGCUCCGGCGUUGCCGUAACCCUGCAGGUUUUCUUAAUGGACAAAAACAAAACAUUCGGAAUCACAAAUUCGCAUCUAAUUCUAAACCGCACAGCUUCAUCACUUCAAAACUUGUACGGCACAUAAAAAAAUAUCACUUCAAUUUUCUCACACACCUCAAAAUCAAAACGACAAUCACUUUUAUUGAAAGUUGCUGGAAAUGGCGCAAACGGAUUCAAAUUUAUCGCCUACUUUCUCCGAUUUCCCUGAGGAUGUGCAGUUCUGCAUAUUCUCUUUCCUAUCACCGACGGAGAUUGCUAAUUUCGCUUGCACUUCGAAAAGAUUCUCACCGAUUUGCCAAAACGACAGCAAACUCUGGUACUCAAUCUGCGACCGGCGGUGGGGAGCAAAGACCCAAAUCAAGAAAUGGGGAAACGGCAAAAUCUCAUACAAGCUCCUCUACAAAACGCUUAAUAAAUGGGAGAAUUUAAUUGGGUUUUGGCGACGGUGCGGUCAAAGUCAGCAGAAGCAAUCUCCGGCGUUAGUUUUCUUUGAGUGGGGCGCUUCUUUUUUAUCUGGUUACAGUGUUUCUCCGAGUCAAAACGGUGGCUACGGCGUUAUAAAAGCGCCGUUCCUUUUUAUGAGUGUAUCACCAGAGGGUGAAAUUGUAAAUUACGUUGAUCCGUCUGGCGAAUUGAGGUUCCAGGAAAUGGCUGAUUUGAUUGCUGUUUAUGUUAAUUUUAUUGGGGAUAUGCAUUUUAGUGUGGAGGAAAAUGUGGACUUUCUUUAUCCAAAUUUGAAAGGAGAGUGUAGCAAUGGCAGUGGUGGUGAUGAUGUUAAUGUUAGUACUGCUACUACUACCAGUAACUGUAAUGGAUUUGAAUGUGGGUCCCCUGGGAGCUUACCGGAGACUUCGGAUAUGUACGAGUACUAUGCGAACAGGAUGAGUCCUGGUGCUGAUAGGGCGAUGAGGAAGCUGCGGAGGAAAAAGAAGGAGAAGCAAGGGAGGAAGAAGUGGGAGACGGAGCAUUUCUUGAAGAUUGUUGAUUCGUCUCCGACUCUGGCUCGGCCUUUGCAGGGAUUGUGGAAGGGACUUUGUGAUGAUAUGAAGCUCGAAUUUUAUCUUGUAGCCUAUGAUGGAGUAGGCAUUUCCUGUAGAAGGGUGGGGGACUUAUCAGAACGACUUUCUAGUUCUAAACCAGUGUUUUGGACAUCAAAUCUGGUAUUUGUCGAGUCUGGAUUUUCACCUGAAGAAGACUAUUUAUUCAAUAGUCGGACACAUGUUCAGCCGCCCGUAACAGCAAAAGACAUGCAUUUUCACUGCCCUCUGAUGGACACUGAGAUGGUAUCUCGCACAAUGUACAUCAACUCGAGUUAUGAUCUAGUCAUCCCAGGCUUGGGAGAUGCGUCGGCAAAUCCUUGGCGUGUUGAGGGAAGGAUUUGGGAGUAUAAAAAUGGGACGUUCGGAUUUGGAUUUCUUGGUGACAAUUUUAUCAUCGACUUGAAGCAUAUUGCCCAGAAUGGCUGUCUACUUGAUACAAUAGAAGAGCGUUCUAGUGAUUGAGUAUUUUUUUUGUGUACUAAAGAAGUCUUAGCUCACAAGCCAUAAUGCUCAAUGGCAUUCUUUACUAUUUGUGGUAGAAAUAAUAAUUUCAGUGUUGAUUUCGUUUA
This is a messenger RNA of Mercurialis annua (annual mercury), 1653 nucleotides long. Its product is annotated as F-box protein At3g12350. Gene Ontology annotation, biological process: gibberellic acid mediated signaling pathway; SCF-dependent proteasomal ubiquitin-dependent protein catabolic process. The record is from RefSeq and is a predicted model, not a curated record. Lineage: Eukaryota; Viridiplantae; Streptophyta; Magnoliopsida; Malpighiales; Euphorbiaceae. Gene Ontology annotation, cellular component: SCF ubiquitin ligase complex. Bases 203 to 1546 code for a protein of 447 amino acids. The transcript has 2 exons. Gene Ontology annotation, molecular function: protein binding.